Messenger RNA from Stegodyphus dumicola, 3219 nucleotides. RefSeq lists its product as uncharacterized. Lineage: Eukaryota; Metazoa; Arthropoda; Arachnida; Araneae; Eresidae. The record is from RefSeq and is a predicted model, not a curated record.
CUAGUCACGUGCUCUACUCCUCAACUCUUUAGUUUUGUUUACUUUUGUUCAAAUAUUUGAUAAACAACUGAGAACUUUUAAUUAUUGUUAGUAGAACUUAAAGUCCGAUAUAAGAAUGGCCAUUGUAUUCACAUUGUUUUUAUUUUUUACAUUAGGUAGUUGUGUAAUUGAAGCUCGAUCAGUUAAACAGGAAGCUAACAGUUAUGGUUGUGUAUGUUCAAAUUAUAGUUGUGGAUGUUGUGCUCAUUUAGAAGUUCCAAAAGUUGGCCUAAAUGAUACAGGUUGUGUAAAUCUUACUUAUUUGCAAAAAGAUUAUGGAAUAUCUUUUACAGUGACAAUUGACAAUCUAACAAUUUAUAAUGAAACAAUAUCAGCAAGAAGUCCACCUCCCAUGUGUUUUGGAGCACCUAUUCUAAAGGAAUAUGCUGAUCUUUGCGUACAUUUUUAUGACCUCAAUGUAACAAGGCAUUCAGCACAUGGUUGUGUUGACUUAGAAGCAAGGUUAAAUAGAAUCGUUGUUGGACGCUACAAAAUUGGAUGCUUUAAUUUGGGUAAUUUAAGAUGGAAAUCCUAUUAUAAUAAAUUGAUCCAGCAUAUAUUAUCGAAGAAUGUUCAUGCACCGGAAUUUUCUGUUGUUCAGAUUGAUUACAAUCAUCUUAAGUCAUAUUCUUCUGUACCUUUGAAAAAACUGAGAUAUAUAUAAUUCAAAUUAAGUUUUUAAAUGUAUAUUUAUGUGAUACUUUUAACCAAAGGUGUAUGCUCUCUUGUUAAAAGCUGUCAGCUCUUUUUUUAAAGUUCUUUCAAUAACUUAUCAAAAUUUUUUUCUUAUGAAUGCGCUAUGUAGUAAUAUAUGUGUAUAAUGAUACUUAAAAUCUGCUGUUAAUUGGAUUUGAAUAACAUAUUUCUGUAGAAUGUUUUGUACUAUUUUUAAUAACAUAUAAUGUAAGUGAUUUUUAAAAUUUAACAUAUUUGAUUGUACAUAUUGAAGUACUGAGUAUGUAAUAAUAAAUAAAUUGCAUAUUUUAAGAUAUAUUGCAUACUGAUAUUAAUAUGCAUUAAGAAAUAGCUUUUUAAAUGGAAUCAACAACUUGAAUAUCGGUGGCAAAAUAACAUAAGAUUUAUGAAUGGAAAAUGUUUAAAACGUUCAAACAUGGUCGUCAUGUAAGGAGAGAAUUAAAAAUAGUUGAACUUAGGUUAGGUAUUAACCUUUUUUGGGGAAGUGUGUAAUUUUAUGAGUAGCAAAAGUUGUGAUGCUAAAGGUUGUAAACAUUUACAAGUAUUAGAGGUUGUAAUGCUAAAUAUAAUAAAUGUGAAAGGUCUACAUUUAGAGAUGUUAUUACCAGUUUAUAUAUAUAUAUGAUUAUAUUACUGAGAAACUUGGAUAUUAACAGAAAUUGGGUUAGGGUUAUAAGGUUUUACAUUUUGGACAAUAUUAGUUUUGUUUCUGUAUAAUAAUCUAAAGAUGUUGAAGUAGUUCAUUUGAUAGAUACCAUAUCUACAGAAUUUAAAAGUUUUGAAUUUUAUGGACUUGCAUCUUUUUUACAGAAAAAUUUUUUAAAUAUAUUUCCUCAUUCAUAUUUAGGUUUUGUUGCUCAUUGUUUUUCAUUUUCUGUUAAUAUGCUAAAUUAAUAUAAUGUUGUUGCCAUAAUUUCAUAUUAUAUAAAGAUCAAUGGCAUAUUUUAAUUAAACAUAAUUAGAUUUACAGACAUAUUUCUUCCUUUCACGUACCCAGCUUUUUCAGCAUAUAGUUUAGAAAUCUGAUUACUUUAAAUACUGUUCUUCUUAUUAAAAUAAUUGUAUUAUUUUUCUGUGCCUUGUAGAUUGCUACCAUAAAUAUGGUAUGAUAACAGUAAGUGGCUUUUUUUAGGUAUAGUGUAUAGUAAUAUUAAACAUCUCUUCAUAUGUACUUUUUAAUCUGCUAAAUUCUUCUUUUGUUUCCUCCCCUCAGAAAGCGUGUACCAUGUAUUUUUUUUUUUUUUCAUUUAUCAAGAGAUAAAAUUAAUUAAAGGAGGAGAGGCAAAUAUACAAGUGUAAUAUAGUAUACUUUUUAUGCAUUUAAAAUCAUUCAUGUUUCACAAAAUAUUUCAGAUUCUUUUUUUUUAAUGUCAAGUAUUUUUCUUAAUAUUUGAAUGGUAGAAAAGACAAUUAUUAAUUAACUUUGAUGCUUUUUACUUAUAAUGGUGGAUUUUUACAUUCUAGUAAAUUACCAUAAGGUGAAAUUUUCAUAAGCAAAAUUGUGAAUAAUAGGUCAAAUCUCUAGGAUGUUAGGACAAUAAAUAUGCUCAGAAAAUUUACAUCAGCCUGUAGUUGAGCAGACUUAUUUAACAUAAUGCUUAUUAUAUUAUCAAGUAUUAAACAACUUAUGUAAUUUAUUGAAUAAUGUACUUAAAGUGAAAAAUGGAAUGUCUGUUCACAUUAAAUGUAUGCAUCUGAAAAUAUUCUGAGUCUAAAGAAUUAUUGGCGCUAUGGAUUUGAGUUAAUUGUUGGGUGAUUUGCAUCUUCUGAUAACAGCAAUAUUAAUUUUUCAUUCUUCUAAUGAGUCAUAAGAUGGUGGAUACAUGCAAUGUCUCAUAGGAGGCAUUUUGGCAUCAGUUGUUUAAGGUUUAGUUGGCAUUGUAUUCUUCAGAAAACAUAAUGAAUUGAUGAUUUUCAUCUUCUAUUCAUUAUGUAUUCCCUUGUAUCAAACAAGAUUAUCUUCUUUGUAUCCAUUAUACAUGUGCACACUGUGUAUAUUAUAUCAUUACUCUCCAUGGAAAAAAUAAAAAUUUAUACGUGCUAUUUCUUCUGAAUGCAUAUUAAUUUUACGAAAUUAAAAAAAAAAAAAGUGUUAGAUUGUUAGAUUAUCUGUCGGUGCAAAAGAACAUGUGUGCAUAAAGCUUUUAAAAUUAAAUAUUUUUAAAACAAUAGUUUUAAUUUAUCUUUACAAAUAUUAUCUUAGAAUGUUUCAGUUGGUACAGCAAUAAUGUUGUGGGUUCAUCAGUUUCAGUAUGGUAAGAAAUUGUAAAGUUCUGUUGUUCAAACCCUCUUAUUGUCAGGUCAUGAACUCUCACUAAAUUGUCAAAGCUUUUAAUAUAUGCAAAUUAUUAUCUUUAUAUUUUUCAUACAAAGUUCUGAUUAUGAUGUUGAAUUGUGAGCUUGAUUUUUUCAUUAAAUAUUUUUUAUAACUCAUGUGUUUGCAAUUUGCGUAUCAGUUUGUAAAAUAAAUAUGGUUUUGUUAUC